AUGGACCGUCUCCGAGCUCUUCGUCGCACCGGCCCCGCCACGCCAUCUGAGCGCACGCCUCUUCUGCAAGGAUCCCCACGCCGCGGCCAGACAACAUCCAGCCUCUCGAUAGACGAGCAUGAGGACCUCCCCCACAUUGGUCCCUUCGUGGCCGCAAUGCGAUCUGAGGACCUCCCGAAUUACACUGCCGAGAACCUAUACCCUCCAAGCCUCUAUUCUCGCUCACUUCGGGCGUCCUUCGCGCUAUGCUCGCUCAUGUACUACCGCGACUACCUCAAGGGCCACUCGCCACGCGGGCGCAACAUCUGGGUCCAAUGGACUGAAGAAAAGCGGCGUACAAGUGCACUUCAAGACGUUGACAUGCUCUUAAGCCAGGUGUGGGCACAGUUCAUCUCUGAGGAGGGCUCUCCAAACGAGCUGGAAGAAGUGCUCUGGGCUCCAUUUCUUCUCUAUCCAGAUUCCAAGCUGUCCGUCCGUCUUGUUGAUUUCCUCGCUGCGGGGGAAACACCUGUCGACCUCGUCACCCAUCCCCUGAUACAUUUGAGUCUCCUGGAUACCUGGAGAUAUGGCCGUUCUAGCCGUUCCUCCGACGAUAGUAUUUCAGCCAGGAUCCUCCAUCUGGUUGACGGCAACGGGGUCCCUAGAGGACCACUCAUUGCACUAUACGCGCUAUCGCGGCUAUGUCGUCGGUGGUCCGCGUCCACCCUGUCGUUUGCACUCAUCCUGGGGUCGUUCAUCUCGUUCGUCCCUUCCACACCUCCAGCCACGUCCAGCGCCUUUCUUUUCGCCAUGCUCGCCUUCGCUUGGCAAAUCGUCCUGCUCCAUCUCCCAGUGCACCCUAGUCCAUUGUACCUCCUGCCCGUCGAGCGUAUUCUUCCUUUGACUGUGCUGGUGUGGCGAGGACUGCUCCGGACCUUUCUUCCAGUCACGGCGUUCUUCCUCCCAGGGUUCCUCAUCUCGUUCUUCCUUCUAUCCGUUUCCCUAUAUGACAACUUCUUCGUUCUUUCUUGUGGCCUCUUCGAUCAGGCGAUGUCUUCACCAAUGGAGACUCGAGUUUUGAUAUUCACUCUGUUCAUUGUCAUGUUUAUAUUUCUAUGCUGCGCCCUUGGCGGUGCUGUCCUGGUGCAGCCCUUCCUUACUUCUCCAGAGGGCCCCGCUCCUCUUACUUGGGAUCGAUACUCUCCCUACAUUGGUGUGGAGGCUCGUCGAGUGUUUGCUCGUACAGUUGCGAUCUAUUCUGGCCCAUAUUACUUCCCUGCUCCUCUCAACAUCCUCCACAUACUCUUUGUUCAAUUUCCGGCCGCCGUUGGUGCCAUUGCGGGAUGCAAGUCCCGUUCCAAAGUUUUCGAUGUCGCCGAGAAGGUGUUAUGGAGAGUGACAGUAGCGCCAUUCGCCUUUACCAUGAUGAGCUCACGCAAGAGGGCGAGUCGCUCUGGCGGAAACCCUCUAUCCAAGCGCCGAAGGACAGGUGGAAUCGGACAGCCCACGCCCGACGACGACGUCCCCAUCGCGCAGUCACAAGCAGAGGCGCCGUCCGCCUCGGCGUUGUCGAUCCGGACCGUUGCUCCCGAGCAUGUGUCCUCACUGUCUACUUUCUGCAUCAGGUCGUUCACUCAGAGCUUUCAGCGGCUUUCGGGCGAGGAAGACGUGUGGGAUGACGCGAGACUGUGGCUGAAGGAACUCCCAGACGCCCUCCUACAAAGGGUCUUCACAGCUCUCCGGCAGACAUGUCCCACCUUUCUCCAUCAUGGAUUUAUCGCUACUUAUCUUCUGCGUGGCCACGCAAUAGCUUUGGGUGAAGAUCUCCCCGCUGUUUCCAGGAAGACCAUCCAAGCUAUCGGCGAUGUCCCUGCGAAGGACAAACUUCGUGAGCUGAGUCUGACCGGACUGUCAAAGAUAGCAGACCCUGUGUUUGCGGGAGUCAUAAAGAAACUUCCUUCACUAAGGAAAAUAAAUUUACGCGGCUGCACGAAAGUGUCCCAGAACACUGCUGACGCGAUAGCAAACCACUGUACAUUACUUGAAGUGCUCAACCUCAACUACACUGCGGUGCCUGCAGCCUCGCUAGCCCCCGUACUCCUGAACUGUAAACAGCUGGAGGUGCUCAAGGUGGCUGGCAUUCCCAACUGGACCGACACCACUGUCUCGAAACUGUGGACCGCCCUCGAGGUCUCUGGGGACCUCACGUUCCCAAAUCUCCGCUCACUCAAGCUGCGCCAAGCUCCUCUCACCGAUACCGUCCUCCACCCGAUCCUCGCCGCGUGUCCAGGCUUGCAGCGACUCAACCUCUCAUUCACAAACGUCAAGAGCCUCACCGUCUCGCACGGCACCAACUUGCCCCUCAGCCCCCACCUAGAAAAACUCGUCCUGACCUCGACGAAGAUCUCCGUGCUCGAGCUCCCCGCGCUCAUCAGGAGGCUCCCGAAGCUACGGACGCUGGCCAUCGGCGCGCUCGGCGGUGGGCAGGGCUCCAGCGCGGCGAUAGCAAACACGUCCGCGAUGACGCUCACGGACGACGCGCUGCGAGAGCUCGCGCGCGCGAUCGCGGCGCACUGCCCGGACAUCGAGCGCGUGAGCCUCGUCGGGAACACCAAGCUGGGACUCACGGGCUCGCGCGGGCCCGACGCGGCGCUGAGCCAGUUUGUCCGCGCGGUGGGGCGCCGGUGCAAGGGUCUGAACCUGGCCAGGAUCACCUCGCUCCGCUCUUCCGACUUGGAAGGCCUGGCGGACGCGGACGAUGGAGAAGGCCCGCCGCGGCUGACGCAUUUGAAUCUGAACGGCACGUCUGUAGAUGACACCGCUGCGCCAUAUCUGUCUGCGUGCGUGGAUCUACAGACUUUGGAGCUGGGAGGGACGAAGAUGAGCAGCGUGGGACUCUUCCCUAUCAUCGACGCGUGUGAGAAGCUCGAGAAGCUGGACCUGACAAGCUGUCGAGGGGUCAAGGUCGGCGAGAGGCGUCGCUUCUUUGAAGUUUGGGAAGAAGAAUGGAAGAACACCUGA
Epithele typhae is the source of this 3000-nucleotide messenger RNA. Its product is annotated as RNI-like protein. The transcript is spliced from 10 exons. The record is from RefSeq and is a predicted model, not a curated record. Gene Ontology annotation, cellular component: SCF ubiquitin ligase complex. Gene Ontology annotation, biological process: SCF-dependent proteasomal ubiquitin-dependent protein catabolic process. The coding region runs from base 1 to 3000 and encodes 999 amino acids. Lineage: Eukaryota; Fungi; Basidiomycota; Agaricomycetes; Polyporales; Epitheliaceae.